Brassicogethes aeneus is the source of this 3410-nucleotide messenger RNA. The record is from the annotation of a GenBank genome assembly. NCBI's taxonomy places the organism in Eukaryota, Metazoa, Arthropoda, Insecta, Coleoptera, Nitidulidae.
GCCAUUUUGGUUUCCGAGAGUGCGCGUUUCAGUACGUCGGUUGUUGGUCUGUAUAGUGCAGUUUAUCUGUGUAAUCGAGUUUUGUGCACCAAAAAAACUGGAAAUAUCUACUACAAAGGAUACAUACUUAGGUGGAUUACAACUUUUAUUUUAAAGACAGACUAACACAACUAACAGAAACACAAAAAAUGGGAGCAAGGCAGUCGAAAAGGUCUGUGGACAUCACAACGACCCCAAAAAAGGGCGAGGGGGAGGUGACCGUAGAGGGGGAGGGAAAAUUGGAGAAAAUCGCCGAUAUUGAUGCCAAAAUCACAACGAACGGUGUUGCGCACGAAGCUGUAGAAGCAACGAGUGAAAAAGAAUUGGCGGCCAAAGUAGAGAACGAAGUGAAGGAGUCCGAGUCCAAGGAGGAAAUAAAGGAAAACGGAGUUUCAGAGGGCGAAGAACCAAAGGAAGUGGCCGAACCAAAAACACCGGAAGCGCCAGUAGCGGUAGCAGAAGAAGACACAGCCGGUGGCGAUCAACCGACGGCGGACUCGUCGGUGGAAAAAACGCCGGAAAGUGGCGACGCCAAAAUCGAAGAAACUCCCGACAGUAAAAAGAAGGACAAGAGCAAAAAGAAAAAGUGGUCCUUCAGGAGCAUAUCGUUCUCGAAAAAGGACAAAUCCAAGCCCAACAAGGAUGCCGAGAAGAACGGAGAGGUCAAAGAGGUCGCAGAAGAGAAUGUUGAAGAAACUGUCGCAUCUCCAGUUGUCGAAUCUCCAAAAGGAGAAGAAGUAAAAACCCCAGAGGCUGUUAAAGAAGCCGCUCCUUUAGCCAACGGCGAUGCCUCCGUUGAAGAGCUGGUGAAACCCGAAGAACCCAAAGUGGUGGAGGAACCAGCAAAACCCGCUGAGGAACCAGCAAAAGCUGCCGAAGAGCCAGCAAAACCUGCGGUCGAGGAAGUGAAGGCUCCUGAAACAGUGCCAGAACCAGUUGCCGAGCCAGCACCAGAAGCUGUCGUCGAGGAGCCAGCAUUGGUCGAGGAGAUUGCUUCAGUGGUACCGGCUGCAGAGGAAAGCAAAGAGGUGCGUAGCGAGGAAAUUCCGCCUCCUUUACCGUCCUCGAACCCUCCUUCCCCGGUGACGGCAUUCGCUGAAUCGACCAAAGACGAGGUAUCCGCUUCCGCGCCCGAACCGGUAGUCGAAAAAGUUGUCGAACCGGUUGUUGAAAAGUUAGUCGAAUCGCUUCCGCUCGCGGUUUCCCCUUCCACUACAGUCAAACCUGUCCAAGAAUCCGAAAUUGUCCCCGUUGUUGAAUCGGUACCCGAAAGUUUGCCAGAACCCCCCGCGUCACCGGUCAAAGAAUUAGAAUCUGAACCUCUCCCUGAACCCCCGGCGGCUCCGCAAGAACAGGAACCCGUAGUAUCCCCGACUGAAGUAGUAGAAACCAAAGAAGAAGUUAAACAAGAAGAAGAACCUGUGAUAGUAGAGGAACCCAAACCAGUCGAGGUUGCGGUAGCCGAACCCGUCCAAAACGCAGAAGAACCCAAAGUUGAACAAAAAGAAGUUAUCCCGGAACCGGAACCGGUCGCGGAAAAAGUAGAAUCUCCAUUACCGGAACCGAUUUCCGAGCAACUUCCCGAGCCGGUUUCUAUUUCCUCCGAACCCGUUGCAAACGCCGACUCCCUACCCGACAUCUCGACCGAAUCUCUUCCCUCUCUACCGGAACCGGUUAGCGAAAGCUUACCGGAACCGAUGUCCCUUCCUCCGGUCGAAUCGGCACCGGAACCGAUCUCCCCUCCCUCGCCCGUAGUCGACGAGCAGGUGGCACCGCCGCUCACAAACGGAAACGCCGCCGCCACCAAUGGAAUCCACUCGCCGACCGCGGCGGACGCGGAAGAGAUCCCUGUGCCACCGCCAGGACCCAUCAAACAGGUUCCAGUAGACAUUGAGGAAGUGCGACAAGAGGGUGCUGAAAAAACUACAGAAGUUGUGGUGGCAGAAUCAACUCCAGCCACGGUUGAGGAAUAGAGAGAUGCGCGUUUUCUGUUCGUUUAACGUUUUUAUACAUAACUAAAAAUAUUAAAAAGUGAACUUUAAUUGCAAGUUGAAUACCAACAUAAAACAACAAAAACUGGAUCAUUCCCGGCAGCGGGAACUACAACAACGACCAAUAUAAUAAAAAUAAAGCGUUUUAGAUAAAGAAAAAAAGGUGACCUCGACUGCCAUUUUUGGAAAAAAUUAGAAAUUAGACCAUGUCCAGAACACAAAAACGUUUUUUUUAAAUACUCUCUUGUAAUACUUAUUAUAAUAUAAUAUCGAUACAAUUUUUAACUUAGUGGAAGAGAAUGGAAGUUUUCGGACAAUUUUUUAUAUGUCGUUGAUGACCUUUUACUAUCAUACAUUGUAAAAUAAAAUACAACAACCUAGUAGUGUAAUAGAUUUUUAGGGUUUAGAUGAGUCCUACUGUUAUAACCUCAUUUAAAUCAAAUUGUAAUCCAUCACAAAAUACUGUCUUCUUCGAUGGUGAUUCAACAUUUGUAUCGUAUCUUGUAAUUAUAUAUUUUUUAUUUCUAAUGUUUAGCUUUUUAGAUUAGUUACAUAUCUAUAAAAUUUUAUUAAAAAGUGUAAUAGUUUCAUAUUGUAAAUCAUUUUGCUUUAAAAGCACCAAACAAGCGACAGACUACGUUUUAUUGUGUAUUUUUUAUUUUAAAAAAUCAACUUGAUCAAUUUUAUUCGAUUUUAAUUUAGCCAUUAAAAAAAUACACGGUAACAUUUGACAGCCUGAAGAAGUGAUUGUAUAAAUAAAAAUAUGGAAUUUUAAACUCGUAAAUGUGUAGAUUAGCAAAACCUGGCUGUCCAUUAGUCUGUUAAUAAUGUGAUUGUCGAGUUUUUUCAUUUUUUCGAAUUUGAAAUUAAAAAAAAAACGUAAAAACUCGGCAAAUCAGUCAACAUAAUUAAUUAUAAAAAAUAAUAGUAUACGGUGUGCUUAUUUGUAUUUUAACUGCUUUGGCAGCUGACGCGAAUUUUUUAGUCACUUUUUAUCCAAUCAGUGUAUCCCGUAAACAGUGAGUGAAAAACGCGUUAUUUAUUUUAAAAUGUAUAGUUGGUUCGAAAUGAAUUUGUACAUUAUUUACAACGAAAUUGAACUUUUAUCAUUGUUUUGGUGUCUCAAAAUUUUAAUAUGUUAGCAUAGUUUUAAGUCAGGAAUUUAGUUUUGAUUUCGCCAACUUGAAACUAUAUUCUAACCACUUUUUAAUCGAAAAUUUCAAAUUAUUAAAACAGUUUUUUGAUAUCUCGUCCAGUUUUCUCAAAUCUUCCCGAUGUAUCAAAAAGGCUGUGUUUCAUCAUAGGAAAAUAAUCCCAACAAAACUACUGUACGUGUGAAUGUGUUUAUAAUAUAAAUAUAUAAUUAGGAUGUUUCCUAAA